This is a messenger RNA of Aplysia californica (California sea hare), 1226 nucleotides long. RefSeq lists its product as uncharacterized. NCBI's taxonomy places the organism in Eukaryota, Metazoa, Mollusca, Gastropoda, Aplysiida, Aplysiidae. The record is from RefSeq and is a predicted model, not a curated record.
GUCUACGAGGAACGGUCUGGUGUGCCGCUGCGUUACUCAACGGAUCUGUCAACCAAACGCCUCUACAGGAUCCCAAGUCGUCUUACUUUGAGGCUGAAAGCAUUUACACCUUAGAGAUUUUUCCAGAAACAUUGGAAUUGGACACCAUUCUCUGUAAGGGCGAGGAAAGAGGCUGAGAGUAAAUCUAAGUUUUGAGAGCGCUGAAAUAAUAUGCUAAUUUCUAACCAUGUGGCUGGAAAAGGGGACACCAUCUAAGCGACACCUUUGACCAGACCUCGUCCUCUCAUGUUUGCAAAUGGGAGACAGAAACAAAAUCAUGGUAGACCCUGUUGUCUCCUCUCGCUUUGGCAAGCGACCCCUGCUGGAGAUCCCGCCCAUGUCCCUCUCCGGAUACGGCCAGAUGGAAGUCACGUCUAUUGAGCACUCAGGGCCUGGGACCGUGCACGUCACGCCGUUUGCUAACACCAACAAUCCGAUGUACGGAUCUGGUGUUGCAAAUCCGAAUAUGCAUCCCGGUUUUAUGACAGCAAGUGGAUUGCCACCGCCGCAAGUCGGACCAGUGGCAUAUCCCGGAUAUGAGAGACGGUUUAACACGGCGCCGAACCUCUACCCAGCUGGUCGUCAGUACUUCUAUGGUCCCAGCGGAGAACUCAUCAGUGGCAACCCUUUGCCCCAUCCGUCAUAUCCGGGCGUUUUCAACCCGUACGGCCCUUACGGACCGCCACCGAGACCGGUUCCGAGAAUAGUAUCAGAUCCGGCUUUCAUGCCGGGAGGACCAGGUUUUAGUGUGGAAUGUAUUCUGGAGUACGGCAGAAUAGUUAACAUAGACACACGUGAUACUGGUGGAGAUUUUCGGGGCAUCCCACCAUUUAUCCGAGACGAACUAGUCCGGACGUACGGGAAGUAUCCUUAUACUGAAGUCAAGCUCCGAUGUGAGAACGGAGAGUUCCAUAUCUACGCUAUGCACAAUCAACGCCAAGGGCAGAGCAGGAACAGGCGAGGCAGGAAGCGAGAGGGAUCACGUGGACGAAAGCGAGACGACUCGGACGAUGAUUCAGACAGCGCGUAUGGAGACACGUAUUACGAGGAGAAAGAUAGUCGCUUCCGGAACCGUGCCCGAUCAAACUACGACUCCCGCAGUGAAGGAAUCAAACCGCGGGCGCCUCAGAUGGCACCCAGAGGCAUCAACCAUGAGCGAGGCUGGGACAACGUACGGUGAUGAGAAA